ACUCUGUCAACAGUAUUCCCUAGAUGGAUUUCCCAACCCCAGCGCACUUUCGUUGAUAUAAACCGUUUAACCACAUGAUUAAUAACUUUUUGUGCGAUUUGACCAUUCACCAAAAAAAAUCCCGCCGUCUCCAAGGUUAACUUCAUAUGCCUUGACCCGUAAAAAGAACUGGGAUUUCCUGCCAACGUUUAUUCACAACUAAAAUGUACAUAAAGAUACUGUUCAUUGUGCAAGUUUUCCUCGGUUUCGACGUUGCCGAGCAGUGCCAAGUGAUAACGUUUCGAAAAAAUCCCGUGCUCGUGGUAGAAGUGACAUCAUCAAAAUACCAAAUUGUGACAGGAUGCAUUUCACCCAAACGCGUAAUCUACAACCCCACCACACUGAAAGAGAUUAAGGUUAUCGCCCAGAACCUCGGUGAUUUGAAUGAAGGUGCCGUUGAGAACAUACCGGAACAAUUUCAACUAUGGUUCAAUAUGAACAACAUCUCGACCAUAAAGUCGGAUGCGUUUCGAAAUUUAGACGCCUUGGAGACCAUCUACAUGGAUCAAAAUGACAUACGCACAAUCGAGACGAACGCCUUCGACAGUCUACCAUCUUUACAGGUUAUCAACUUAGAGAAAAACAAGAUAGAGAUAAUAAUGCAACAUGCUUUCGCCAACCUUCCCAAUUUCACAAUGCUCUCUUUGGACGAUAACAAAUUGAAGAGCUUUCAGCAAGACUGGUUCCUCAACACUCCUGAGUUGCAGACACUGUUCAUUAACAAUAACUUAAUUAGCGCUAUCCAAAGAGCCGCUUUUGUCUCGUUUCCGGCUUUGCAGUACUUAACAAUGGCGGGUAACAAAAUUAACCACGUUCACAGCGAUGCGUUUAUGGGCCUCGACAAUUUACUAGAGCUCUCUUUGGAAGAAAAUCGUUUGAAAGAGAUCGAGGUGGAUUUUACGGUAACGCCGAACCUUCGGCAUAUAGAUUUCAGUAAGAACGCGCUCAAUUAUCUUCCAGAUAAAAUGUUCAGUGAUUUGCAACAUUGCCUCAAAAGCAUUUGGAUCUUUGCGAAUCCGUGGCAGUGCCCUUGCUUGGAUAGUUUCAUAGAAUGGGGCGCCAACUACAAUAUUAACAUUAGGUGGAAGUGUAAUAACACUGAUUUGUCCUGUGCCAUUCCAAAGCACGACGUCGACAAGUGCAUUCCAAGAUCGAAUGAUGAGUUUUACGAGGAGGCCAUGAGCAGCUUUACUGGAGAUUGCAUAAAGCGUUAUAGGCCAUAGUAUUAUUUGGUGUAAAGUGUAACUUUUAAAUUAAAUUGUGAGCAGUUCGUCACUUGAACAUGAACUCGUAUUUUCCACGUGAACUGUUUUCAAUAUCUUAUACUUUUAAUCGAUAUUUAAAAAGUUCGAAAUCCUUUGAUUAUACAAAUCGUGAUAAAAGGCGAUGAGUCAUGCAUAACUUAGUUUGAAUUAAGGUAUAUACUUUUGUUACUUAUAUUUAAAGUAUAAAACGAUUACUAACAGUGUCAUUCAUUGGCAGCAACUAAUCUCCCACUCCACAACUAUCUAGAAAUGUGCAUCAAUUAAUAAUGUCUACAAUAUAAAGGGUGUUGCCAUUAAAAUAAGAAAGUUGAUAGCGGUUACUGCUACAUGACACCCUGUAUAAAAAUUUUGAAUGUACCAUUAACGCUUGGACACGCCAGCUGUUUCAGAGGACAGUGCGUCCAAAAUAAGAAUGAACAUCAGCGUGGAGAAACCGGAAACCAUAAGAGAUACACAGUCCGUUAAAUUAGAUAAAAAGUUGCGUAUUUUAGGGCUUAGUAAAAUGAUGUUUUAAAAAUUCGGAAAUUCGGAUCUCUUUCCAAAAUGUUCGAAAUUGACCAUAUACGUGUUUAUUUGUUUCUGAACCUAUUUGAAAAGAUACCAAAAAACUACUAACAUUUAUAGCAACCAUUUUUUUGGAAGAUGAGCUUUUCUUACGUGGAGUCAUAGACGCGAAGGAUCAGAACCAACCGCAACCGUCUGCUUGAUAUGAAUUAUUGAUUCUUAUUGAGUGUUAAUUACGGUUUUAGUAUACGAAUCACCCGAGUGUCAAACGUUUGGUAUUGCUACAGCAAUAUUUAUGUGCGGCGCUAUUCACUAUCCCCCUUGUUUGUUUGUGUUAUUAUCUGUUACAGAGAAGGCAAAAAAGCGACCUUCUGAGUUCAAAAGGCCGCUAGAACCAGAGUGCAAAAGGUAUUUUUUUUUAUUUUCGUCUACUUCUUUAUAUAAAGUUUGAUACCGGUUUUCGAUACAAUUAAUUAAUAUAUGUGUUUGAUAGUCAUAUUUAUUUUCUGCGGAAGCCUGUUGUAAUUUUAAUACUUUCCCUGGCUAAGAGGUAAUCCGCUUUUUGCUUAGAAUUGAUUUAAAUUCAAAUAUUGACCAAUUUUCAGAACUGGAUAUUAACAGUGUCCUA
Photinus pyralis (common eastern firefly) is the source of this 2436-nucleotide messenger RNA. Its product is annotated as leucine-rich repeat neuronal protein 1-like. NCBI's taxonomy places the organism in Eukaryota, Metazoa, Arthropoda, Insecta, Coleoptera, Lampyridae. Bases 204 to 1262 code for a protein of 352 amino acids. The record is from RefSeq and is a predicted model, not a curated record. The transcript has a single exon. Gene Ontology annotation, molecular function: protein binding.